AUGUCUUUCCAGCAACGAUGGAGCCAUCGCGCAAAUCACACAAUCAGCAGACAAAACUCACUCCCUGCUGCGUAUUAUCGCGGAGGCACUUCUCGGGCCGUCUUUUUCAAGGAGCAGGAUCUGCCCGCAAAUAGAGACGACUGGGUAAAGCCAUUUCUAGGCGUGAUAGGGAGCCCCGACUCGUAUGGAAGACAGCUAGAUGGCAUGGGAGGGGGGAUCUCGAGUCUCUCCAAAGUCUGUGUCGUUGGUCCUUCCCAGCACCCCAACGCAGACGUUGAUUACACCUUUGUUUCUCUGGGUAUCAACAAUCGCCAUGUCGACUACUCUAGCAAUUGUGGAAACAUGUCAUCCGCUGUCGGGCCGUUUGCCGUAGACAGCGGCAUGGUUCAAGUUCCCGAGGGUAUUCACGAGUCCUUUACCGUGCGGAUCCACAAUACAAACACUGGAAAGAUUAUCAACGCCUCUUUCCCAGUCGUGGAUGGAGAGGCCACUCCGUACGGAGACUUUUCAAUUGAUGGGGUAUCGGGAACCGCGGCUCCUAUUCGGCUUGACUUCGUAGAGCCAGCUGGCUCUCGCACUGGAAAGCUGCUGCCCACCGGCAACAUUACAGACACCUUUGACGGAAUCAGUGCUACUUGUAUCGACGUAGCCAACCCGUGCUGUUUUGUUCUGGCAUCUGACCUUGGCGUCAAAGGCGACUUGACACCUCAGGAGAUUGACGAUCAUCCUACGCUCAAGGACACUCUGGAUCGAGUUCGCCGACAGGCGGCCGUCAAUAUGGGCCUUGCAGCAACACCAGAAGAAGCGCCUGGGAGCGUUCCAAAAAUCGCAAUAAUCUCCCCCAAUAAGGAAGCGAAUGGACCUUUGGUUGUUCGUGCCAUGUCGGUCGGCCAACCGCACAAAGCUAUUCCCGUUACCGUGGCGCUUGCCGUGGCGGCGGCGGCAAAGUUGCCAGGUAGCACAGUAGCUGAGUGCAUGAGGCAAGAGGUUGGGGAUACUGGAUUGACGAUUCAACAUGCCAGUGGGUCUAUAGACGUCGACGCAAAAUAUAAUGCAAACGGUGAGAUUGAAGUGGCAAGUGUAUUUCGGACCGCUCGGAGGUUGAUGGAGGGUAGGGUAUUCUGGAAAUAG
Messenger RNA from Pestalotiopsis fici W106-1, 1131 nucleotides. RefSeq lists its product as uncharacterized. Bases 1 to 1131 code for a protein of 376 amino acids. NCBI's taxonomy places the organism in Eukaryota, Fungi, Ascomycota, Sordariomycetes, Amphisphaeriales, Sporocadaceae. The transcript has a single exon. The record is from RefSeq and is a predicted model, not a curated record.